This is a messenger RNA of Adineta steineri, 2028 nucleotides long. The record is from the annotation of a GenBank genome assembly. Lineage: Eukaryota; Metazoa; Rotifera; Eurotatoria; Adinetida; Adinetidae.
AUGACAACAUUGAGAUUUGUACCAUAUUCAAGCGCAUUUGAUACAGGAUUUUGGCAUGAAUUAACACGUCGAAAACUUGAUAUCUAUCGACUUGAUUCAUCCGAUCAAUCGAUUUUCGGCUAUUAUUCAAAUGAUGCAAAUGAUAAUAUGCCAGCAUUAUUUAAUGUUGAUCAUCAGUGUUUUGAUGAGAACAAUCGAAUUUCAAAUCAACAACAACAAUAUUUUGUUAAUGGUACUUUAAAACUUGUUAAUACAAUUGAAGAAUUUAAAGCAUUUGAUAUUGAUAAUGCAAUGAAAUCUGAAAGUAGUAUUCUUUGGAAUGAUUUUAUACAAGGCAAUGCACUUGAAAACCCACAAAAACUUAAUCGAUUUUAUUUAUUAAUUUUUGCGGAUUUAAAAAAAUAUAUUUAUCAUUACUGGUUUGCAUUUCCAACAUUUUUAAUGCCAACAUCAUUUAAUUUAUUACAGCCUGUACAAUCAAUAAGCGAACGAUUUUCAAUAGAUGAAAUUACCGCAAUUACUAAGGCACUUGAAUCAAAUCAAUCUCAUGCUUGUUGUCUUCAUAAUCAAAAAUCAGUUAUUAGUUUAAAAAAGGCUAUACAACAAUUAAACGAUCAACCACAAUCAGCAGCAGACUAUAUUUUUAUUGUUAAUGAUCCAAGUACUGAUCCGGCGCAUCCAGGAUGGCCUGUACGGAAUUUACUGACAUUACUUUAUUAUCACCUACAUUCAGUAGAUCAACUUAAUGUUAUAUGUUGGAGAGAAAGAUUUCGUGAUGGUCAACGACAUGUUAAUCAUUCUUUAUAUCUUCAAUUAAAACCAGAAUCAAUCAGUACUAAUGGUGAUUCAAUUCCACCAUCAACUGGUUGGGAAAAAAAUGAACGACAACGUCUUGGUUCUCGUCAAGUUAAUUUAAGUACAUCAAUGAAUCCAAUACAUCUAGCUGAAACAGCUGUUGGACUUAACCUUAAAUUAAUGAAAUGGCGUUUAGCACCUGAAAUUGAUUUAGAAUCGUUAGAAAAGACACGUUGUCUUCUCCUUGGUGCUGGUACACUUGGUUGUAAUGUUGCUCGAUGUCUUAUGGGUUGGGGUGUUAAACAUAUAACAUUUGUUGAUAAUAGUCGUAUAUCAUAUUCAAAUCCUGUUCGACAAACAUUAUUUACAUUUCAAGAUUCAUGUGAAAAUAAACCUAAAGCUCAAGCAGCUGCUGAUGCUUUACAAAAAAUCUAUCCAGGCAUUAAAUCUAUGGGAUACGAUUUGACAAUACCAAUGCCUGGUCAUUCAGUUACUGAUUCAACCAAGGAAAAAGUCAAAGAAGAUGUAAAUGUAUUACAUGAUUUAAUUCGUCAACAUGAUGUUAUCUUUUUAUUAACUGAUUCAAGAGAAUCACGGUGGUUACCAACAGUUAUUGCCUCUGUUGAACAAAAAAUUGUUCUAUGUUGUGCAGUUGGUUUUGAUUCAUAUGUUAUUAUUCGUCAUGGUGUUCCAAAUGAUGAAUUAAAUUCAUCAUCAUCGACCACAUAUAAAAAUCUUUUACCAGGCAAUAAACUUGGUUGUUAUUUUUGUAAUGAUGUUGUUGCACCCGGUGAUAGUUCUAUUGAUCGUACACUUGAUCAACAAUGCACAGUAACUAGACCAGGCAUUUCAAUGAUGGCUAGCGCAUUAUCUGUAGAGUUACUUGUAUCAAUUAUACAACAUCCGCUUCGGGGUCAAUGUUCAGCAAUGAUUCGUGCUGAUCUUGAAGAAACAUCAGCUCCUGAGGCAAUUUCAUGUCUUGGUAUUGUUCCACAUACUAUACGUGGUUUUCUUGGUCGUUAUUCAACAGUAUUACCAACUGGUGAAGCAUUUUCACAAUGUGUUGCUUGUUCACCUAUAGUUCGAAGAGCAUUUAAAGAAGAUGGCUUUUCAUUUUUAUUAAAAGUAUUUAAUGAAUUAAAUUAUUUAGAAGAUUUAACUGGUCUCCUUGCAAUGCAAUUAGCAACUGAUCUGAAUGAAAUAAUUGAAUUGAGUGAUGAUGAAGAAAUAUAA